UUGGGAUGAGUAUGGUAUUGCAUAUGGAAUGCCAAACAAGCAGCUGGUAAUCAGACGGCUCACAUGCAUCUCUCCCUUCAGUGCAGUGAUCGCAUUGGGCAGUGAGAUGUCUGGUGGGAUCCAGGAUGUGAGGGCUGAAGAAAUUGUAGCCAUCGAUUCAGAAUCAGGAGUGAGGAUAAAAACUGCAGUAGGAAGAGGAGGGUUUGUGAAAGACAUAUAUGUAAGAGGAAUGACUAUGAAAACCAUGAAAUGGGCCUUUUGGAUGACAGGGAAUUAUGGUUCUCAUGCAGAUAACAACUAUGAUCCUAAUGCACUUCCUGUGAUCCAGAACAUUAACGAUCACGAUAUGGUUGCUGAGAAUGUAACAAUGGCAGCUAGACUGGAAGGAAUUCCUGGGAAUCCAUUCACUGGAAUCUGCAUAUCAAAUGUUACAAUUGAACUGGCAAAGAAGGCAAAGAAGGUACCAUGGAAUUGUACAGAUGUUGCUGGGGUUUCAAGUGCUGUGGUUCCUCAGCCUUGUGAAUUGUUGCCAGACCAAGAGCCAGAGAAGAGAACAGCAUGUAAUUUCCCAGAAGACAGACUUCCAAUUGAUAAUGUUCAAGUUCAGAUGUGUACUUACAACAGAAAGUAUUUCUGACACUGAACUAAAGUUUCCAUCUUUAGGAACUUAGUUCCUCUAUUCAAGGUUGACUACAAUAAGCCAAUAAAAAACAAUCCGACCAAUUGAACCA
This is a messenger RNA of Alnus glutinosa, 731 nucleotides long. Its product is annotated as probable polygalacturonase. Lineage: Eukaryota; Viridiplantae; Streptophyta; Magnoliopsida; Fagales; Betulaceae. Gene Ontology annotation, biological process: carbohydrate metabolic process. The record is from RefSeq and is a predicted model, not a curated record. The coding region runs from base 29 to 637 and encodes 202 amino acids. Gene Ontology annotation, molecular function: polygalacturonase activity. The transcript has a single exon.